Adineta ricciae is the source of this 1251-nucleotide messenger RNA. NCBI's taxonomy places the organism in Eukaryota, Metazoa, Rotifera, Eurotatoria, Adinetida, Adinetidae. The record is from the annotation of a GenBank genome assembly.
AUGGCUUUAUCUGCUCAUCAAUCGUCUCAAUAUCUUUUCAACGCAUGUGAACAAGGUGAUAUCGAACUGAUACUGAACCAUAUAAAAUCCCUUUCCUCAUCAGAGAUUUGUUCUAUUCGUGAUGAGAACCAAGCAACGCUUGUUCAUUAUGCCUGUCGAUAUGGUUAUUUGAAUCUUUUGAAAUAUUUAUUUGAAUCAAAACAGAUCGAUCCUAGUCAACUACGGACGGAACAUGGUGCAACAUGUGCACACGAUGCUGCUGUUUGUGAUCAAAUUGAUAUUCUGAAAUAUAUCUUCUAUCAAUGCAAACAACUUCAAUGGAAUAUUCGAGAUGAACUCGGCAACACACCCUUACACUUAGCUGCUAGUUACAAUUCUCACAACGUUCUUCAUUAUCUUCUGAAUCAUCAAUAUGCUGAUCCACAUAAUCCAUCAUACAAUGGUUUUCUCGCAAUUCAUUAUGCAUCCGAGCAUGGACAUAACGAAUGCAUUAAACUUUUACUUACGAAAUCUCCUGAUACAGUUAAUCAACAAACAAAUCAGUUGUUAACGCCAAUUUAUCUCGCUUGUCAAAAUGGUUUUCUCGCAACAGUACAAUUGUUGAUUUCUUACGGUGCAAACUUUCAGUUAAAAGAUCAAGAUGGUUCGAAUUGCUUACAUAUAGCUUGUGGAAAUGGACACAUCGAUAUUGUUCAAUGGUUAGUCGAAAAACAAAAUGCCAGUGUUAAUGAAAAUGAUUAUCAUAACUGCACACCGCUUCAUUAUGCAGCUAUGAACGGAAAUGAACAUUUGAUUAGUUAUCUUCUAGAUAAACAAGCCAAAAUUACGUGUGAUAGUCAUGGAAAUACACCGCUGCAUAAAGCUGCGGAAAAUGGUCAUCAGAGUGCAUGUGCGAUCUUAGUUGAAGGUACCUGUUCUUCGGUGAAUUCUAUGAAUAAUCGACAAUUGACUGCGGCAGAUUUAGCAGCGAAUUCAGAUCAUUUAUCAUUGGCGAAUGAACUUCAUCUUCGAGGAAACAGUUCCUUGUUACAGAAAGCGACAAUUGUUCGAUUGGUUAUUAAGAAACGAAAUGUUCAACGUGCAGAUGUUUCGUGUCAAGUCAAUGAAGAUGAUUUUAUUGAUCAAAAAAGUCAUUAUUUAUCAUCGAGAAAAGGCGAAAUCUCGACCACGACGAUCAAUUCUGGAGAUAUUCUUCAUACUCCCCGAUCAAGUGUCGUUGCAAUUGCAAAACUUCAUUCGGAUAUGGAGUAA